AUGGACCACUGUGUGAGUUGCAAUGUUGAGUGCAUUUUCAAACGAAGGCCUCCUGAGAAUGAAUUAUUUGGAGCUAGUUGCGAUGUGUGGUGCACAGAUUUACUGAGAGAAUGUAAUGCUGAGCUGGAAUACCUGAAAAAGGCUUACAAUGACUUACGUAACAAAACCAUGGAAAAAGAUAAUACCAUUGAAGACCUUCAAGGAAAAUAUGAGGUUUUGAACGAAGAUCACAGAAUACUCAAAAGUGAUAUAGAAGACAGAGACAACUUUAUUGCUAGACUGAAAAGAGGAUCAAGAAGUUUUGAAGAUGAGGCGUGUGAUAGGGAAGAACAGUUGAAGAAAAAUAUAGAAUCUCAUGUGAAAUUGAUAGAGAAAUUGAAUCAAGAGAUAAAACAACUGAAAGAAGAACAGAACGUGAAGCAAACAGAAAUCAGUGACACAGAAGUUAAAUACGAAAUACAAAGACAAAAUUUAGAAGAACUGAAAAGCAAAAACCACAAAAUGGCUACGAGUAUAACGAAUCUGCAAUCUGAAAUAGCAAAACUUGUUUCUGAAUCAAGAAGUGGCAAAAUGGAAAUCGCUGAAUUGAAUGAAGCACUACAAAGCUAUAAAAAUGAGCAUAAAGCUAUAAAAGAAGAAAACCUCUUGCUAUUAGAAAAGAUGAAAGCACAGAGUACGACCUGUAACCUUCUAGAAGAUAUGAUGGAUAGCGCAGAUCAAACUGAAAAAGAUCGAACUAUAAAUAAUAAAGAAGAAAUCAUAGCUAAAAUGAAAGGGGAGGUAAAAGAACUCAAAGAAAUUAAUAAAAGUAUGACAGUUUCCAUAAGUGUGUUGGAAGACGAGAACAAAAGGCUAGAGAAAGAGUUGAAGGAAUUACAAAUGGAGUUUGACCGGAUUUUAGCAGAACAUAUUUCAUCAGAAAAAUCACUGGUUGUAAAUGAUACAGAAUCGAAAACUAAAAAAACUACAAAAGUAAUCACUAAAAAUACGCACAACAAACUAAACGUUAACUCUACCAAAAAACAAGCAAACAUCACCAAUAUUCAUGACGCAAACAUCAUUACUAAUAUGAAUGAUGCUUAUCCCAGUGAUUCUAUCGAAGUUGGGUCAACUAUAAACUAAUUUUGCCAAACAAGGGAUCUGGCAGGAUUUAGAGGCGGCAUUGGAAUCAUUGAUCACUUGCUAACAAUUGAACUAGGCACUUAUUGGAAAGCGUAUGGAGUAUAA
Molecule: messenger RNA, 1227 nt
Organism: Ceutorhynchus assimilis (cabbage seed weevil)
Lineage: Eukaryota; Metazoa; Arthropoda; Insecta; Coleoptera; Curculionidae
Source: the annotation of a GenBank genome assembly